CGUAACUACAUGAAUAUAUUGUAGAAAGACGUUGAAAAUGUGUACAAAUGGUUGUUUUACAAUUGUUUUGAUGUGGACACUUUGGUCAUCUUCUACGAAUUGUCAGGAGGAGAUCUUUCCCACGGAAGGCUAUUACGAUAAUUUUGAUGACAUUUUCGAUGCAGAUGAUGAUGCUUCAGGUGAUUAUGCGUGUUCCAGUGGAGACGAGGCUCCUUACAAUCAUCAAGAGGAUGAAGGUAUCCUAAAGCCCAAAAUCAGAGUGGCAAGAUGGAUGGAUAGCGAUGAGGACAUCCUGGUUGGAUGUUUCCAUGAUCGUCAUCAAGACGGACAUUUCCUAUUGCAUGUAGAUACCGAGGCAGAAUCCACUGUGUAUCGCUCAGGCGUCACGGUGGAGGCAGGCAUCAUCUUCAAUGUCUCCGUUACCCCGCCUGUUACUUUCACUUGUUCCCUCAUCAUGCCACAUCUUUACGGAGAUCAUUUAAGUGACCAUCACAGUAUCUCACAAUAUGGUUCAGAGCUGGAGAUGCCCUCAGUGUCUCUCUAUUACAAGGUGUUUUCAGGAUUCAUUGGAGUUGUUCUCAUCGGCAUGACCUUGGUGGUCAUAGCAAUGACCUUCAAAGGCAAACCAACAGCAGGGACGGACAAAACAUCAGAAACCAACGUCUAUGAGAAUACCGCAGUAUAAUCCUGGAUGGAGAACAUUCCCAGAAGACCCUCUUCAAUUCAUGGCAGGGGUGUCAAACUCAAAUUCACAGAUUUUCAAAAUUAAUCAAAAUCAAAAUCUGAGAUGAAGUCGCGGGCUGAAUUCAAUCUUUACUCAAAAACGCACAGAAUUCGUGCAUACACAAACACAUUUAAUAGGUUAAAGGUUAUCGCAAAUAACACAAAUACUCCUUCCCAUCCUAUAUGUAUAUGUGUAGGCCUAUGUGGUGCUACCUGGGGAAACUUAUAAUUCUUGUGAUGCACACAAUCUUGGGUCAACUUAUGUCAACGUAUGUGGGUCAACUUCACAUUUGAAAUGAUUUCAAGGGCGACAUAAAAUGACUUUGCGGGCCGCGUUUAGACACUGAGAAACAGGGAACAGACAAUUUUAGCUCCUCAGUACAGGAAUAAGAGAUUUCAGUGCAUUGUUUGACUGCAUUGUACGUGCAUAUUACUAAAAAUAUGAAAUGUAAAAUAAUAAUAAUAAUAAUAAACAGAUAACAUUGUUUCAUAAAUGAAAUCUUGUGCGUUAGCUGAACACUGUUCCAAUGAGCAAGCAAAUGCACACCAACAGUGCACCCUGAAAGUGAGCAGAAACUGAAACAGAGAUUUUUGUUGUUGCAGAAGUUGUUUUUUUAUACAAUGUUUGUGGUUUAGUUGCUUACUUGGCAAGAAAGGCACAGGCAUGAGGUGAACAUUUUCAGAAGUGGUUUUUCCAGACUCACAGUGCCCAGAAGUGACUUCUCUUUUAUACCUUAAAGGUACACUGUGUGAUUUUUAGCUGUUUACAGUAUUUCCAGAAUUCAUGCUACCCAUUCACUAAUGUUACCUUUUUCAUGAAUACUUACCACCACCAUCAAAUUCUAAGUAUUCAUUAUGACUAGAAAAAUUUCACUUUUCAUACAUGAAAAGGUAGAUCUUCUCCAUGGUCCGCCAUUUGGAAUUUCCAGAAAUAUCAAU
This is a messenger RNA of Engraulis encrasicolus (European anchovy), 1662 nucleotides long. RefSeq lists its product as uncharacterized. The record is from RefSeq and is a predicted model, not a curated record. The transcript is spliced from 8 exons. Lineage: Eukaryota; Metazoa; Chordata; Actinopteri; Clupeiformes; Engraulidae. Bases 38 to 685 code for a protein of 215 amino acids.